Molecule: messenger RNA, 1602 nt
Organism: Amphibalanus amphitrite
Lineage: Eukaryota; Metazoa; Arthropoda; Thecostraca; Balanomorpha; Balanidae
Product: ran-specific GTPase-activating protein-like
Exons: 5
Coding region: 331-1008 (225 amino acids)
Biological process (GO): nucleocytoplasmic transport
Cellular component (GO): nuclear pore; cytoplasm
Molecular function (GO): GTPase activator activity
Source: RefSeq, a predicted model, not a curated record
GUGAUUUGCAAAUUUGACCGAGCUGCUUAGCAAAAAUUUAUUUCUGAUUUUGAAAAAUCAAAGUUUUGAUGAAUAAGAUAUAAAAAAUGUAACAAACUGUUUUGCUAGGUAGUUUUUGCUCGAUAAUAUCUCAAAAAAGGGGAAAGUAAUUUCAACAUUUGAAUUCUAUGAUGUCAUUAGGAACUUUGCAGCUUAUGAAUGCAAGCGCUCUUCACAUAUGCCUCGCAUUUGAAAUUGUUUUGUGUGGUGUGGAGGUGUGUGGUUCUAUUUUCAUGUGUUGCCAGUUUUUUUUUUUAAUUCGGUAUUGAAGUGAAAUUUCUGAGUGGAAAAAUGUCCGAUAAAGAGAAUCAGCAGGAGCCGGAGUCGUCGGCGGCUCCCGAGGCCGGGGAGCCGGCUCCGGCCAAGUCGGCGCCGGCCGCCGGUGAUGAGGACGAGGAGCCCGAGGCGGCGCACGACCCGCACUACGAGCCCAUCGUCUCGCUGCCGCUGGUCGAGCUGCCCGACAGCGAGGCCGACGAGGAGACCCUGCUGCAGCUGCGCGCCAAACUCUACCGGAUGGACCGCUCCGGCGAGCAGCCCGAGUGGAAGGAGCGCGGCACCGGCGACGUCAAGAUCCUCCGGCACAAGAGCAAGCCGCGCGCCCGCCUGCUCAUGCGCCGAGACAAGACGCUCAAAGUGUGCGCCAACCACUUCGUGACGCAGAACAUCAAUCUGAUGCCCAACUGCGGCAGCGACCGCGCCUGGGUCUGGAGCGUCGCCUGCGAUUUCUCCGACGAAGAACCCAAGUCCGAGAUGCUGGCCAUCCGAUUCGCCAACGCCGAAAAUGCGAAGAAGUUCAAGGAGGUAUUCACGGAGGCGCAGAAGAUAACGCGGGAGGACCCUACGCUGCCGGAGGAGGCGACCGAGGAGCGCGAGGCCGAGCCGGAGCCGGAGCCGGAGACGGAGGCGCCCGGAGGGGUGACGGACAAACUGGCCUCGCUGACGGUGCGGGAGGGCGCCGAGAGCUAGUGGAGCGCCCCCGGGCACGGGUCGCGCUGUCGCCGGUUCUCUCAGACAGCGGUGGGUCGGUGCGCCGUGCCGGAGCGCGGUGCUUUUAUUUACCAGUGUGUCUAUGCACCCGGCGCUGGUGCGAAAAUCUCGCUGGCAUCGACUGGUCGCGGGCGGCGGCGAUACGCGAGCUGCCAGCCGGGCGACUGUUCCGUUAGCUGUCACAUUUCGUUGCAUUUGUCGUGUACCAUGAGCUGAGCGGCAUUCCAUUGUUUCCGUUUUGGCUUUUGUCGGCUGCUUUGCGUUUGGUGGUGUGGAGCACAUUCCUGUGACACGGCGGACUACUGCGGGCUGUGUAUCGCACGGGAACCAAAUCAAAUUCGGCGUGUGCGCUGUGGCGACUUGCGGCGCGUUGUUAGCCUGGCUGCUGGCGUGCUCGGCAUGCUGUGCUCUGUCGACGUAGUGUGGACGUGUAUUUGACGUGACGUGAUGUGAACGUCUCCGUCAUCCUGGUGAGCUGACCGCUGCGGUCCACAGUUGGAGGCGGCUGGCCUGAGAACAGGUUGUGAUGACGUCAUUCCCAGGGUGGAAUAAAUCUGACUGGCAUUUUCGCCA